This is a messenger RNA of Mandrillus leucophaeus (drill), 2370 nucleotides long. It is a transcript of the gene MNX1, whose product is annotated as motor neuron and pancreas homeobox 1. The record is from RefSeq and is a predicted model, not a curated record. The transcript is spliced from 11 exons. Gene Ontology annotation, molecular function: DNA-binding transcription factor activity, RNA polymerase II-specific; sequence-specific double-stranded DNA binding. Lineage: Eukaryota; Metazoa; Chordata; Mammalia; Primates; Cercopithecidae. Gene Ontology annotation, cellular component: nucleus. Gene Ontology annotation, biological process: regulation of DNA-templated transcription; endocrine pancreas development; neuron projection morphogenesis. Bases 1 to 2370 code for a protein of 789 amino acids.
AUGGGCGCUCAGGAGCGUGGAACCACCGUGCUCCGCGAGGCAGACGUGGACCCACGCCAGCGCCGACAAGGAGGCCGGAAAGGACGCGCGCAGCUGGCUCCAGGGACCAACCAAGUCCGGAGGGGGCCAGAAAUGAUGGGGAGGGUGUCUACUCAGCGGUUGGCAGCUGAGGGUGAAAAUCAGAGUCUCAAGUGGGUGUCAGGACCACCUCCGCGCCUGCUGGGGAGUCGCAGUGUGAAGUGUUGGCAAAAAUACCUGUGGUCAGGUGUCAGCGAAUGCCGGGCUGCCUGGUGCACACCUGCCCCGGGACACGUGCCCCUCAGAAGCGGAGCUGUGGAUUCUAUUUAUUUUCCUUUUUCCUUGCGGGCUGUCGCUUCGUUGGCGCUCCAGAAGUGGAAAUACGCCAUUUGGACGUUUCAGAAAAUAAGCUUCAAACGACUAGGCGUUAGUAGUAUCUGGAGUCCCUGCGACCUCAGGCGCUACUUAGGCACAUUUCCCGGAACGCGCCGAAUUGCCCGGUGCUUCUCUCUCGCCUCGACCCCGGCCCUCUCUGUUGGCAGAACCUUCCUUGACUGGCCAGGAUCGGUCUUCUUGGCUCUGUGCAAACACGUCUGCGAGGACAGCAGCGGACUGCAGCAGCGCUCCACACCGCGGCUGCAGCUGCUCCGGCCCGCGCACCCCGCCGACCCCAUCAAGCUGGGCGCCGGCACCUUCCAGCUGGACCAGUGGCUGCGCGCAUCCACCGCGGGCAUGAUCCUGCCUAAGAUGCCCGACUUUAACUCCCAGGCGCAGUCGAACCUCCUGGGGAAGUGCCGCCGGCCGCGCACCGCCUUCACCAGCCAGCAGCUGCUGGAGCUGGAGCAUCAGUUCAAGCUCAACAAGUACUUGUCGCGGCCCAAGCGCUUCGAGGUGGCCACCUCGCUCAUGCUCACCGAGACCCAGGUGAAGAUUUGGUUCCAGAACCGGCGGAUGAAAUGGAAACGCAGCAAAAAGGCCAAAGAGCAGGCGGCGCAGGAAGCGGAGAAACAGAAGGGCGGCGGCGGGGGCGCGGGGAAGGGCGGAGCGCGCGCCCCACCCCCGGGCGCCGCUCUCGGGGUCGCUGACUCGGCUCGGCCUGGGGCGGUGGUCCCUUGGGGCCCAGGCCUCCAACCGCACCUGAGCCGCCAGCUGACCCCGCGCAUGGGGGAGAAAGUCUUUGCAGCCCUCAAGAAUCGGGUUCUCAGCACCUGGAGCCAGGUCUACGCAGGGGGCCCCCGGAGGGAGCUGAGAAAGGGGGGCCUUGCUGCGGGUGAAUUCUGCAGGGCGUGCAAACGCAUGUGGGGAAGCCGUUUUUGUGACUGGAGAAAACACUUCACACACGCGCCCCAGAGGGAGGCCCAGGGGACUCCUUUCCAGCCCCUCCUGGAGCUCCGUGUCAUCCCUGGUGUCAGGGAGUCAAGAAACAGCUCGAAGGGAAAGGAGGUGGACCUGUCCUUUCGCCGAUCCGGGCAGCGCUGCGUGCGCCCCAGGCUUGGAGGGGGCUGCCAGGCGAGGGGGAGGGGAGUGCGGGCGGAGGGGCGCUGGGACCCGCGUGGGGCGCCGCGGCAAUGCGGGCGCCCCCCAGCCCCCCGGUCACUCCCGUGUCCCAGCUCCUGCCUGCAGGUGCCUCCAGAGAUGCUGCCCUUCCGUGGCACCCCCAGGGCCCCACACCUCAAGAUUUCUGCGGCCUUCUCCCUUCUAUCUUCGUACAACAAGCACCAGUGGCUGUUUCUGCUGCUCCAGGUGCUUCCCAAGCACCCAGCUAGGAAGCCAGUGGGUCCCGGAGGCUGCGGCACCUACCUGUCUCCGCGGGAAGAUGAGGGUCCCUGCAGGUCUUGGGGCAGAACAGCCGCUCCAGCUGCCCCUAGGGAGCUGCAGCAACCCAGAUUCGUCCAGGCCCUGACUAGGAACCCUGGAGUGAAAGACGGCAAAGUGAAAAUCCCACUCUCUUCUGAUGCCUCACACGCACACAGUGCCACCAGCCUGGGAGGACAAGGGCCCAGGAAGCCUGAGGAGCCCUGCUCACCGCACAGCCCAGGCCAGCGCCAUCUCCCCGCAGGCACUGCCCGGGCCGCGUCCUCUGCGCUUGCUACAGUGGACGAGGAGCCCUCGAGUGUUACAGAUGAGGAGGUCGGAGCAUCGCUUUUCACCAAGCUCGCGGACCCAGGCCCUCCGGGACUACUUCAGUGGCCUAAAGACGAGCAGAGUGAUCUCUGCAGGAGACAGAGGGAGAGCGGCACAGGAAGUCUCAGUUUUAACGAAGAAUGCCGGGACUGGAAGCUGGUCCAGAGGUGCUGUGGUGCCGUGGAGGACGCUGUCGUUCCCAGGCUGCCGGCUGAGGCUACCAGGUGA